GUUCUGUGGGAGUUUUCUGGACUUUAAGCUGUCUAUCUACAGUAUCUAGCGUUAGCUGACCUGCUGAAACUCGGCUGUGUGCCAAACUGCACGGCUCGUGUUUUUCUCUGUGUCUGAACUUAAAUUUAGAACUAUUUUGUCACAGAUCUGGCAUUUUCUAGUUAUAUAAAGCGACAGUCUGGCUGAAUGAGCCAAGCUCCACUGAGGGUUACAGGUUAGCUGUAGUGUUUUUUGUUACUCUGAACCUGGAAGCGUUUCUUUCUUUUCCUGUUUUCAGCUAAAAGUGGUGAGUUAGUGAAGUUCUACAGGCACGUCUGCUGGGUUUUCUCUUCAGAAGAAUGGAUGUUGAUAGGUAUUUAGCUCGUAUCGGCUGCCCCUCUCCCUGUUCUCCGACUCUGGAGACGCUGAGGUGCCUUCACCUAAACCACCUGCUGGCGGUUCCUUUCGAGAACCUCUCCGUUCAUUCGGGGGAGCCGCUCAGCCUGGACCUUCCUCUGCUCUACCAGAAAAUAGUGGUGAACAGGAGAGGAGGGUUCUGCUAUGAAUUAAACGGCCUCUUCUGGUGGCUUCUGUGUCAGCUGGGUUUUGAGGUCCACAUUCUCUCUGCACAGGUGAAGAACCGCUUCACAGGGGCCUAUGGACCACCCUUUGACCACUUCAUCUCAAUGGUGACCCUUGAAGGUCACAGGUGGCUCUGUGAUGUGGGCUUUGGCUCUGGUUUCCAGCUCCCUCUUUCUCUCGAGACAGACGGUCCCCAAAAGCAGACCCAUGGACUGUAUCGUCUAAGGACUGAAGCUCAGCUGAUGUACGUGGAAAUGUCUGAGAUUGAUGCCAUAAAGAACCCAAAGGAGGACACUGCAUGGAGGGCACUCUACAAAUUCACCUUUGAACCACGUCAGAGGGAAGAUUUCAACGCCAUGUGUCACUACCACCAGACCUCCAUCCACUCAGUCUUCGUCUGCAAGUCCUUAUGCUCCCUACUGCUGCCCAAUGGAAGGAUUACAAUCAUAGGCCGCAAACUCAUCAUCAACAGCUUGUCUGAUAAGAAGGACCAGCCGAGCCAAACCAAAACUGACCUUUCAGAUCAAGAAAUAACAGAAUUACUGAAGGACAAGUUUGGAAUAGUGCUUUCCAAUCCAUUAACACCAAAAGACACUGACAUUGUGCCCCCACCAGUAAACUAUUAAAGAAUAGCCUGUUGAAAUGUAUGAGGAAAACAACUCCAGGAGAGUAGAAGUGUUAAUGCAGUGUUAAUUGUUUUAUUUCUUUGCAAUGUUGGUUCAGAUGGAAAAUAUCGUUUAAAAAUAAUUUUUAAAAAGCACAAUUCCUUUCUAAUUUCCCUAAUAAUUAGUUAUUUCUCUAAUAAUUAAUUUCACCUUUGGGAUUAAUAAAGGGUAUUUUAUGAGAUAUUGAGCCACAUACAUAACGUGUUUAAAGCUUCAAAAUGAUACAACUGAUAACUGAUAAUCAUUGUGCCAAACUACAUAGAGCAAUUUUGUCUUUGGUUGGCAAACAUUCUUAAUGCUGAAGGUCUGACAAUGGAUUCUGGGGUGUUAAGGGGCCUAUAUCUUACAUUUAUAUUUUUGUCCUUCUUGGAGGUUUUUGUAUAUUUUCGUGUAGCUACAUAUCAUAAUUAAACCGUUUUGCUGAGAUUGUAA
Molecule: messenger RNA, 1658 nt
Organism: Astyanax mexicanus (Mexican tetra)
Lineage: Eukaryota; Metazoa; Chordata; Actinopteri; Characiformes; Acestrorhamphidae
Product: arylamine N-acetyltransferase 1-like
Exons: 1
Coding region: 339-1187 (282 amino acids)
Molecular function (GO): acetyltransferase activity
Source: RefSeq, a predicted model, not a curated record